GUCAUAAAUAGGAACCUUGUCAAGAAUGUGACUGCCUCCGAGGGGCGUGGCGCCAAAUUUCCCUCCGUGCCAAAUUUUCCGAGGGAUUUUCUUGCUUUUACUGCCUCGGCUCGCGGAAGUUCGGCCUUAAGCGGGUCGUCCGUCCGCCCCUGGGAAGCCGACCUUGUCUCGCGUCCCGGCUUCCGCCCUGCUCGAACGGCCCUCCAGGCUCGCGCUCACCCGCGGGAAAUUUCGCCCGUCCAGUCUCGCUGUUUCUCUUUCACGGUCACAUUUGUACAAACUAUAAACAUUUAACAUUGGGUUUUCAACAAUUUCCUUGCUGUACUGAGUGAAUUCCAGUUCCAAUUCUCCGCCCUCUACGCCAAUUUUCUCUUAAUAGAUUCAAUUAUACUCCAGGGACAUGAGUCAUCACCAACCUCCGCCUUACAAUCCAAGCUACGGUGGAUACUUCGGCCCACCCCCCGCAGCGCCUCCAAGCUAUGCAGAGGCAAGUGGAGGUGUACCACCUUCAAGUCCAUUCCAACCACAGCCAAUACACCACAAACAACCUACAUCAAUAGUAACAACUGUUGUGCCGCUAGGCCCUCAACCUACUCAUAUGAUAUGUCCUCACUGUCAUGUUGAAAUUGAAUCGAGCACCAAGAGAAAACCAGGGAUUAUUGCUUAUCUAUCAGGAAUAGCAUUAUGUGCUAUUGGUUGUUUUUGGGGGUGCUGCCUGGUACCUUGCUGCAUCGACAGUUGUAUGGAUGUUCAUCACACUUGUCCGUACUGCAAUGCGUAUCUUGGACGAUACAGGCUCUGAGGGACAGGAUAUAAAUUUUUCCUACCUGAUUCAAUAAUCAAACGAGAUAACUAAUGAUCUACUUAAUACCCUCGCAUAUUUUAACUUUUGGCUUGUAUGGUAAAUGUGCCUUAAAAUUAUUUUUUAUAGGUAAUAUGGUGCACUUUUAAUCUCGGAUGUCAUACAUUCCCAUGACAAAACUGUAUUUUGUUCAUUCAUGUUAUAAUUGCAGUUAUAUUAUUUAAAAAAAAUACGAUUGUACAUAUCAAAGUGAUGUCUGUUUUAACUUGUAUGUAUACGUAUUCCUUUUUGAAUCUACUUGAAAUUUUUGCUGUAAUUCAUGUAAAAAUUUGGCAAAUAUAAAUUUACAAAUUA
This is a messenger RNA of Cimex lectularius (bed bug), 1156 nucleotides long. RefSeq names its product lipopolysaccharide-induced tumor necrosis factor-alpha factor homolog. Lineage: Eukaryota; Metazoa; Arthropoda; Insecta; Hemiptera; Cimicidae. The record is from RefSeq and is a predicted model, not a curated record. Gene Ontology annotation, molecular function: zinc ion binding. Bases 401 to 802 code for a protein of 133 amino acids. The transcript has 4 exons.